GUGGCGACGGGAAAACCGAGAUCACUUGGAAGGUGGUGCAAAGCAGUCUUGAGAGCCCUCCGGCGGCCUCGCACCAGCCCACUUCGGCCCUUGCUGGUUUCAGCUGGUUCGAUCUGCACAAGGUGCUGGCUGCUGCAUGCCGUGGCACGGAUGUCUUCGGUGCCAGCUGCUGUCGGCAGGAGGCCGAAGCGGCAGAGGUCGUCAUCGCAGCGCGGGAGCAGGUCGACACGAAAGACAGCGAUGCACGGUCGAGGCGCCCCUCCGACUGCCAAACGAGCUUCUCCUACA
This is a messenger RNA of Symbiodinium necroappetens, 288 nucleotides long. NCBI's taxonomy places the organism in Eukaryota, Dinophyceae, Suessiales, Symbiodiniaceae. The record is from the annotation of a GenBank genome assembly.